UCUCUCUCUCUCUCUCUCUGUAUGUGUGUGUAUGGGUGUGUUUGGCAUUUAUUUCGGUUUCACUCUUUGGUCAGCUGUGUUUAUUUUUUUUUGGCCAACAUAAGUAUGUUAAUGGCCAAAUGCUUUAAACAUGCUCUAGUGCUUGACCCAAGCGAAAGUGUUUUUUUUUUUUUUUAACUCUUUCUCGUACUGUAUAAUUAAAUUAUAGUUUGAAUUAUUGAAAACUCAGGUCGUCAGGCUUUGCCUUGUCUAUUUGGUUAACUCGCGAAUAAUUGAUAAUUCCAGCUGACAACAUGGCAAUGCACUUAAAUGCGCUCAAAUGACCAAUUUGUGUAAAUUUGCAUAAAAUGCAAAUUAAAAUUCUAUUUUAGAUUCAGUUGAUGUUAAAAAUUCGCUGAAUGCGUUGCCUCUUGAUUGUAAGUUGAAUUGCCGAAAAUAUUUCUACAGUUGCAUAUUUGCCGUAUAUAAUUUGUCGAUAUUGUGUGUCACAUUCUUGAACAAUUUGUUAGAUAAUGUUUUCAUGUGAAAAUUAAAAUAUUUUAUAUGGCAUACUUCUUUUUGUUGCCUUUAUUGCCUGACAUUCUUAAGCGUUUCGCUCAAAUUGCCUUGCUCUCGCUUUGGAAUAUUUAAUAAUGUAAUUUUACAUUGCGAAACAUUCGCAAGCACUUGACUUGCAGAGUGGGAAUGCUCUUUGUUACUUUCUAUGCAUUUUUAAGCGUUUGAGAUAUUUUUUUAUGGCAACCUUUAAAAUAAUAGAGUGUGAAUGCAAUAUUUCUCGUUCUUUUACUCAACUCUCAACAUUUGCUGCCUUUUCUCCUUGAUAUGGGAUUUUCCAUUAUGUUUGAAUAAUGUAAAUAUAUUCUCUCCUCCGUCUUCAUUUUUUCUUCUCUUAUUCGUUGUGUGCCAUCCGUAACCUAAAUAGUUUUAUGUUUGAUUUUCCCUUGUCUUUAGUCGAAGCCUUCUCUACUUUUUUUCUGUUUGUCAGCUUUGCAGUGCUAUUUUCUAAGUAAUAUUGUCGGACUUUUGUUAUUUUUCUCUGAUCUUUUAUUUAAAACAACAAAAUUGUGUGUACAAAUGCAAUUGACAAAAAUUCCCCAAAGACAAAGCUAAGAACAAUCGGCUUCCGUUUGUUUACAUGCUGCAAUUUGCAGCACGUUCUUGUUGAAUUGUGCACGGCAUUUAUGGGGCUUGAGGUGUCCUAUGAAAUGUGCACAAAUUUUUAGUACAGCUUGCUCAAUUAAAGGGGGCAUGGCUGGGUGGCUGGGCGUCUCCAGCCGGGCUUGUAGACAUCAACAUAGCCGCAAAAGAGUAAACAAAUGCUAACUCAGCUGAGAGUUGGGUCGCACAACUGUGGUUUGUGUCCACAGCUCUUGUAGUCAUUGCAGUUGACAUUAUGCGCAUUAAAUGCGCUUGAAAUGUUGCACGAACUGGCAUUGCAACUGCCACGGAGACCGACACCAGCCAGCAGCAGCAACACUGCAACUGACACUUGCCGGACGCUGGCGUCAGGCAAAGCCGGAAGCCCUGUGGCCGGUGCUCCGGACUCGGACCCGGACCGGGUACGUCCUGGCAGCGAGUAACUGCCAAAGCGCUUCUGUGAAUUAUGUCGUUUGGGUUCAGCUCGAGUGAGUUUCUAAUGCAAAAUAACAACAAACUGUGCCCGAGCAUUUCCUAUACCCGAUCCUUCCCCCCCAACGCCCAAACAAGGCCCGGCAUUUGCCGCCGGAAGAGGCAAAACCGCUGUCAUCCACGUAACUGGCAGUUGGCUGGGGCGGGCUUAGCUGGGACUUAGUUUUAGACCUCGCUUGUUGGCCAUAAUUAGCGUCGCAUGUUGUGCUUUUAAUUAAAUAUUUAACAAAAUACAUGCGUGUUCCUCUCCAGCUAUAUAUUUUGGUUACAUUUUGUUUCCUCUUAUAUUCGCCAAGUAGCACUUUAAAUUCAUGCUUAUUUUAAUAACAAAACGCACGGUGCGUAUACACGAUAUCUGCUUCCGUUCCAUCGCGCAAUCCGCUGUUAAUUAGCAGCUUUAUGCGCCGCCUGCUGACAUUACAAAUUUAGCAUGCACCUUGACGAGCAUAGAAGGCGAAACGCCUACAAUUAGAACUGUGAAUUGGCGAGAAUGGAAAUUAGCUUGGGUUGGCUUGUGGUUGUGGAAGGAGACAGUGUUGAAAUAUAACGUGUAUUGGCAUUUAAAACUAGUUAUUAUACAUAAGUUAUUGCAUAGCAUAUGCAAAUACUAACUUGAGUUGCGUUAACAAUAACAUUAAAGAUAACGUAUACGCAAUAUCGUUAACCUAAAAGGGCAUGUGAAGCCACAAAUAUAUGACAUAUGAUAUGCCAUAUAUGAUAUGAUAUAUGAUACAGUGCAUGGACUUUGCCGCGUUCUAACUCUGAACUGUCCCUAAUGUAAUUGCCAAGUUUCAUCAAGACUAAAAGCCUAGUUUGAAAUGAAAUGCUUAUCACGCAUCUGUUUUAUAUACUGACUAGGAAUAUCUAUUUCAAUAGAUUUGCAUAUACAUUAUUUACCAGAACAUCCAUGACAGCUAGAAUUGUCUGUGGCUUAACAUUUUAUUUUUAUCUGAUAUCUUAUAUAUUCUCAUUGAUUUUUUAAACCUUAACUUAAAAUGAAUCAUAACUCUGUGCAUAGAGCCGCAUUUUUAUCUAGUUAUAUUUAGCUUUAAUUGAGGAAUAUCUUGUAUGGGCAAACAUUUCCUCGCAAUUUAAUAUUUCCAUUAAAAAAAUACCUUUUGCUGUCUGAAUUCACUUUGCCUACGGAUGUUUAUCGUUUUGCCUGCUUCGCCAUCGGCUAAUGCCCAUUAAAUGUCAGCUUCAGUCAGAGUAAAGUGCUGAAAAUGGUUUUCAAAAAGUACGCUUUUAAUGCAAUUAUAAUUGAUUGCACGAUAAGGCUUUAAAAUAGCUGUCAUAAGUCUGCCAGGAGUUCAGUUCUGGGAAGGAAGCAUAAGCGGAUUGUAAUGGACGCAAACGAACUGCUACUGUGUCUGGUCCUGGCCACACUUUGUCAAAGCUGGCCGGGAUCUGAAAUUGCAGCUGCAAUUGGAGGCAGACGACAAGAUUUUCUCUAUAAUUUUGUGGCCAGGCUGCACGAGGAGCGGCCAAUUCUGUUGCUGUUGCUGCUACAGCGUCGCCGGGACAAUGGCUUUGGCGAUUUGCAACACUGGCAAGCAGAUGAUUGGCCAGUGUUGCGUUACGAUGAACAUGAGAAGAUCAUUGUAAGAAAUACUACUCGAGAGGCUCUGGCACUCGUUUGCAUGCGGGAAUUAAGUGAUGCAGUCUUACUGACCGCACUGGCCGCCAACUUUGAGGGCAUGCGAGAGGGCCGCAUUGUAAUCUGGCUGCAGCUGGAGGCAGCACAGGUGCCACAGGCAUUUCUCGAUAUAAUCGCCCAGCAGGCAAUUGAUUAUCAUUUCUAUAAUAUACUAAUACUUCGAGGCACUACUGAAUUUGCUGUGUUACGCAUGCGACCAUUUCCGACGCCCAGCUACGAGCCGCUGCUGCUUAACAGCACUGAACGCAUCUUUUGCCAACACUGGCGCAAUUUUCAGGGCAAAACGGCGUACAUAAUAUCCUCACUGGUGCCGCCCAACAGCUUCAUAAGCCGCGAUCCCAAGACGGGCAAAGAGUACAUCAAUGGCUUCUGCUACAAUCUGCUGCACAGCUUUGCCAAACAUCGCAAUAUCAAACUGAUACCGUACAUAAGUACUUUGAAUAAAUCAUCGCCCAUUUUGUAUACGCCACAGAUCAUGACCCUGAUAAAUAUUGGAAAGGUGGAUAUCGUGGCCAAUUUGCAGCCGUUUGCGCAGAGCCUCAAAUACGCGGGCACACAAAACACCGCCAGCUUGGGCAUGGUCAGCAUGUUUAUGGUCGUGCCCUGCGGCAGGGAGUUGAGUAUUGAACGGAUCUAUAGGCGUCUGUUUCCGUUGAACUGGUUAACCUGGCUGCUGAGCAUCUACUUGAGCUUUGCCGUAUUCGAGACUCUGGCCACAAGCGUCAAUUCUUGCCUGCUGGAACGUCAUUUACAUUUUCGAUAUUCCAAGUUCUGCUUUAAUUUGACUGUGCUUCGUUUUUUUCUGAGCCAAGCGGCGCCGACUAGUCACUGGACCAGCUACUCGUUGCGGCAGCUGCUUGUGCAGCUGAGCUUCUUCGGCUUGCUAAUUGGCACCUGUUUCAAUGCCCAGUUGAGCACCUUGUUGACCAAACAUCCGCACGACGCGCCCAUUCAGAGCUAUGCGGAGCUGAAUGCCAGCCGUUUGCCAGUUGUCUUUUCUUGGAGCACACGUGUGCUCAUCGAGGCGGAAUACGAUGCCUCAUUCUUCAAGAGACAUGUGCCCAAUGCUGUCUUCAUGGUCUCCAAGGAUCAAGCUGAUUUGAUACUUUCCCUUAAUACGAGCUAUGCCUAUCAGACCUAUUCCUAUCUCUGGAAUGCCUUGGACUAUUAUCAAAAAACUUAUAAGCGACAGAUUCUGUGCAAGACGAAUGCCUUGCACAUUGCCAGAGAGUUUCCUGUGAAUACAGUCGUGCAAAGGAAUUCCAUAUAUGCUGAAGCCCUAGAUCACUUCAUUUUGGAUGUGCAAGGCUUCGGUAUCGAUAAAUGGCUGGAAACGCGGACCAAUCAGGAUAUGCUAAGGGUCAAGGCACCAUCGAUGGUUAAUACAACGACUAUUGGUCAGGUUUUAGCUCCUCUCCAUAGCGGCGACCUGAAUUUGUUAUGGCAUUUUCUACUUAUUGGACAUGUUAUUGCGGUUGUGGUCUUUAUUGCUGAAUUAAGUGCGGGCCAUUGGGAGAGGCAAUUGAGAAACAGGAAUAACAGAGGGGCAUGUGGCGCCAUCUGAUUAAUAUGUAUUUAUUUUUAUAUUUGUAUCUGCACUAAUAAUACUUUGAUUGAAUCUGAGCACGCAAAACGCUUGCAUUAAAUAAAUCCUUAGGAAAGUCCCAUUUCUAUUUGUAUUGGCUUAAAGAUCGGAUGAAUACGGUCUUUGGGGAGAAAGUGUGACUGCGUCAGCAUAAAAUGUAUCUGCAACGUUUACGAAUAAGUCACAAAAAGGAAUUGGAAAAACGAUUAAGGCAAUAGGAGAGAAAAAGAGACACGUGGAAAAAGAGACACACACAGCCGGAGAGAAAGAGCCAAAGGCAGAUACAGAUAAAUGAAAAAGAAAUUGAGAGUUACAACAGAGAGAGAGAGAGAGGCAGAACAUACCUAUGAAGUUAAGAGAGAGAGAGAAACUGAGAAACAGAAAAAGAGAGAUAAAGAAAUAAAAAGUGAGAGAGAGAUAGGAGGCAGCCAUAGAGAGACAGAGGAGACAGUGAAAAAAAAUGAGAGAAGACUGUCUUAAGAGACAUGAUGUGAAUGCGUCGGUAUAAAUCAUUUGUGCAACGUUUAGGAAUCAGCCACAAAAAAAAAUAAAAAAAUCUUAAAGAAAAAAAAGAAAAAGUAGAAAGGAGAGAAGCUUACACUGCGAGAGCGGGAGAAGAGAGAGCAAGGGAGAAAAGAAGAGAGAAACAAAGGGAGGUUAAGAAUAAAGUUAAAAAUUAAGAUACAAAACGGGAGAAAGACGCAAA
Molecule: messenger RNA, 5577 nt
Organism: Drosophila virilis
Lineage: Eukaryota; Metazoa; Arthropoda; Insecta; Diptera; Drosophilidae
Gene: Ir47a
Product: Ionotropic receptor 47a
Source: RefSeq, a predicted model, not a curated record